Messenger RNA from Rhodotorula graminis WP1, 1049 nucleotides. RefSeq lists its product as uncharacterized. The transcript is spliced from 9 exons. The coding region runs from base 1 to 1008 and encodes 335 amino acids. Gene Ontology annotation, molecular function: oxidoreductase activity. Lineage: Eukaryota; Fungi; Basidiomycota; Microbotryomycetes; Sporidiobolales; Sporidiobolaceae. The record is from RefSeq and is a predicted model, not a curated record.
AUGAGCGCCAACCUCGAGGAGCGCAUCACCGACUACCCUCGCCUCGGCAAGUCGAGCCUGCGCGUGUCCAAGGUCAUCCUCGGCUGCAUGUCGUACGGCAACAAGGGCUGGGCCAACUGGGUCCUCGAGGGCGACGAGGCCCUCCAACACUUCAAGACCGCGUACGAUCUCGGCAUCACGACUUGGGACACGGCCGACACGUACAGCGGUGGCGACUCGGAGCGUCUCGUCGGCCAGGCCAUCACCAAGUUCAACAUCCCGCGCGAGAACCUCGUCAUCCUCACCAAACUCGCCAUGGUCGUCCCCGACGACCCGACCAUCCACCCUUCGACGAUCCAGAACCCGAACCAGAGCGGCUACGUCAACCGCUGGGGCGUCAGCCGCAAGCACAUCUUUGCCGCCAUCGACGCGUCGCUCAAGCGCCUCGGCCUCGACUACGUCGACGUCCUCCAGGUCCACCGCUUCCCGCGCGCCGACUUUGACGAGCACUCGAUGCAGGAGAUGAUGAUCGCCCUCCACGACGUCGUCAAGAGCGGCAAGGCCCUCCACAUCGGCAUGAGCAGCUGCGACGCCUGGCAGUUUCACGCCAUGCAGGCGUUCGCCAAGGAGAACAAGCUCACGCCGUUCAUCUCGAUGCAAGACAGGCUCUGGUCGCCGCUCGCCCGGGGCUACCUCACGCGCCCGCACCGCGACCAGAACAACACCGAGCGCGCCAAGAGCGACCCCAACUUUGCCAAGUUCGUCGGCCUCGGCAACAAGGUCGAGGAGGAGGCGCUCCAGCAGAUCAACGAGGCCGUCGAGAAGAUUGCCAAGGCCCGCGGCGUCCCGAUGGCGCAGGUCGCGCUCGCCUGGAGUUGCGGAAACCCGCUCGUCACGGCCCCGAUCGUCGGCUCGACCCGCAUCGAGGCGCUGCGCGAGGCGGCCGCCGCGACGCACCUCAAGCUCACCGAGGACGAGAUCAAGGCCAUCAAUGAGCCGUACCGUCCGCGCAACAUCCUCGGGCACUAGUUGUAGAUGCAGAGAGUGUAUAUGGCACGUGUAUAGCUGUG